AUGCUGAUUCUUUUCUUGGGAAUGUCCGUUACUGAGGCCGGCUUUUCCAAACUAGAUGUGAUAAAGAAGACGAGAGACAAAUCGAAGGAGCUCUCUGAUGUAUCUAACAAACUCGCUGUUGCUGUUGGUUUUUUCGCGAGGGAGUCGCUUCAUAUAAAUGAGUAUGAAGCUGAGUUAGAAAUGUUGUUGCAGGAAAAAUCAUUUCAUCUGGAGCAGCUUAAGCUCGUCGAAAAAGAUAUUGCUGCUGACCAUGUUGCAGUUUGGCUCUCUACAAUCCGUCGUGACGACCUCAGCUGGGCCAAGCAGUUUGCCACGGAGAUUGGAGAUUUGAACAGCAUACCUCUA
This is a messenger RNA of Hydatigera taeniaeformis, 345 nucleotides long. The record is from the annotation of a GenBank genome assembly. Lineage: Eukaryota; Metazoa; Platyhelminthes; Cestoda; Cyclophyllidea; Taeniidae.